GGAUUAUUCCAAACUACGCUGAAAAUGGCGCACACCAAAAAUUCCACGCUUUUCCCCAUUUUCGAGUACGCCUUUUUGAGUUUUUUCUCCUCCAACCUCUUCCUCCUCCCUUCACAUUUUAGGGUUUGUGAAUAUUGCAGAGGUUAAAAGAAGAAGAUGAGGCCUGUUUUUGCUGGGAAUUUGGAGUAUGAUACACGACAAUCGGAGCUGGAGCGAUUGUUCUCAAAGUAUGGAAGAAUUGACCGCGUUGACAUGAAAUCUGGUUUUGCUUUUGUCUAUUAUGAGGAUGAGCGUGAUGCUGAAGAAGCAAUUCGUGCACUUGACAAUUUUCCAUUUGGCUAUGAAAAGCGAAGGCUCUCUGUUGAAUGGGCUAGGGGUGAACGUGGGCGUCAUCGUGAUGGCUCAAGGGCAAACCAGAAGCCGACAAAAACCCUAUUUGUGAUCAACUUUGACCCAAUUCGUACUAGAGUUCGGGAUAUAGAAAAGCACUUUGAACCUUAUGGGAAGGUUCUUCAUGUUCGAAUUCGUAGGAACUUCGCAUUUGUGCAGUUUGAAACACAAGAAGAUGCUACGAAAGCUCUUGAGUGUACAAAUAUGAGUAAGAUACUGGACAGGGUGGUGUCUGUGGAGUAUGCACUGAGGGAUGAUGGUGAUAGGGGUGACAAUUAUGACAGUCCGAGACGAGGUGGUUAUGACAGAUCACCGAGUCCGGCCUAUCGCAGGCGGCCAAGUCCUGACUACGGUCAUCCACGCAGCCCUGUGUAUGAUAGAUAUAAUGGACCAGACAGGCGUAGGAGUCCUGAUUACGGCAGGCAGAGGAGCCCAGAUUAUGGCAGGCACAGGAGUCCUGAUUAUGGCAGAUACCGCAGCCGUUCACCAGUUCGAAGGUCAAGGACUUAGGCUAGGUCCGGGACCCGGUUUUCUGUGGUAAAGAAGCAGGCGCGAGUGGCACCUUUUUUUUUUUUUUAACUUUCUGGUUGUUAGAGUAACUAAUGGAAUGAUACAUUGUGUAGUAAAGGGUACUCCCCACAGUUUUUAGUUUGAUUUGGUUUGGCUUUGCAAAUAGCUUUGUUGUAAGUCCAUGCCAAUUGUGGUUAUAGGAAUUAUUAUGAAUGCAUAUAUUUGCAGUGACAUGUUAUUUAUCUGCUACUAGUCUACUACAGUACUAUUAUUGAAAAUCAAUAUCAUUCUACCCUCGUGCUA
Molecule: messenger RNA, 1203 nt
Organism: Arachis duranensis
Lineage: Eukaryota; Viridiplantae; Streptophyta; Magnoliopsida; Fabales; Fabaceae
Product: serine/arginine-rich splicing factor RS31
Exons: 7
Coding region: 157-900 (247 amino acids)
Biological process (GO): mRNA splicing, via spliceosome
Cellular component (GO): nuclear speck
Molecular function (GO): RNA binding
Source: RefSeq, a predicted model, not a curated record